Messenger RNA from Schistosoma margrebowiei, 504 nucleotides. NCBI's taxonomy places the organism in Eukaryota, Metazoa, Platyhelminthes, Trematoda, Strigeidida, Schistosomatidae. The record is from the annotation of a GenBank genome assembly.
AUGACCGGUGAACUCUAUUACACUCCACGGUGGUUACAAACAGCAGCUGUAAAUGUAUUAAACAACUAUCACAGGGAAGCUAAUUGCUCCCAACUUGGAUGGCAGAUAGACUUACUGAGUUACAAGACGCAAUUAAUUUACAAGCUGAAAAUUUGUGCAACGCAAUCGGUGUCUGCCAAACCAGAAUACCAGGCAUUUAUCCAAGCCCAACCAACUGACGAUAUUGCUCGGAGUUUUGCUGUUGCAAUUUCCGCUACUGCAAAGCAACUGGAUGCAUUGAUUGGAGCUCUGCCUGAAGAAGAAGCCAGUGCAGAUAUUCAACGUGCUACUGUUCACAAACUUUUAGAAGCUUAUAGAUCUGAAGGAGCGAAACUUGCGCGUAUCACAACUAAACUUGAGUCAAGGUUGGCUGAAGUACGUCGCUGCUUAACAGCUAUUGCUCAAACACAACUCACUACCCAAUCACUAGAAUCAGAGGUGUAUAGAGAAUUUUAUGGAAACUAA